CCAGUCCUAAGCAGGGUGAGCGAGCAGAGCGGUUUCUAUCUCUCCUCCAUACUUACUCAGUAUUCAAACAUCCGUCCGCUAAGGAUUUUUUUGGACUACUUGCUGCCUCGUAUUGAUAGGCUAAUAUAUCUGGAGAAAAGACACGAAGGGACCCGUCGACGAUCCAUAGAGGUAUACCUUCACGGUAAUUUGGUAGAUUUUUGUCCCCCCAAUUAUUCUACUAUUCCUCUAUUGGGCUGUCGCGAGUUGUUUCGCUUCUCACUGGGUCCGUUUUAAUGGAAAAAAGCGACGCGGAGGAGAUGAUCCAGACGGGAGUCUAACGCAUUUUUUUUUGCCCAUUGACGAUCAUCUUGUUGCAUUGGACUUCUAUUGUGGGCUAUGGGAAGUAUCGAUUCGCACGGAGACAGCACAUUUUGCUCUUCAUAAAGGAUGUGGUCAAGUAUUUUGGAAAAAUAGCCAUAGCUUCCGGAGUGUAAGGCCAAAUGACAUAGGAUGAAGGCGAUUCGUAACCAGUUGAUUUAUAUAUUUUCCACCUAUCUCCUGGUUAUGUUUGGAUUAACUGGUGCACAAGACUACUGGUGUUCCACUUUGGUCAAGGGGGUCAUAUAUGGAUCUUACUCAGUGACUGAGAUGUUUCCCAAGAACUACACAAAUUGCACAUGGACGUUGGAGAACCCUGACCCUACCAAAUACAGCAUCUACCUUAAACUAUACAAACGAGACUUGAGCUGCUCCGAGUUCUCUUUGCUUGCUUAUCAAUUCGAUCACUACUCGCACGAGAAGAUCAAUGAAUUGCUGAAAAACAACGAGUCUAUAGUGUACCUGUGUGAUUCCAAGAAUAUGUAUAUAUUUUUGCAGUAUGACAAGAAUUUUGUGCAGCUACGGAGGGUUUUCCCUUACGAUUAUAACGGAUUGCAGAAGACGGACGAAGAGGAGAAGUCUGUGGUGGAAUUCUUGGUCUUGAACAAGGCGAGCCCCAGUCAAUUUGGAUGUCAGGUGCUGUGCACGUGGCUGGAAAACUGCCUGAAAUCGGAGAAAGGAACUGUGGAAUCAUGUGGAAUAGUGUAUACGAAAUGCACCUGUCCCCAGCACCUAGGCGACGGAGAAUCAGAAAGUAUGCUUUUGCUUAACAACGUGGUUUUGCCUUUAAAUCCCCAAACGGAGGGAUGCCUGACUCCACAAAUCCGUGCUGGGCAGGUGUGCAACAUCAGUGCAGAGGUUAAACGACCAGCAAAGGAGGAAUAUGGAAUGAUCGGCGAACAUACUGUAAAAAGUCAGCGACCCAGAUCAGUCUUUGACACAAAGGCCCUGCAGGAGCAAGCUGAAUCUGCUAAAUUUAUGGCACAAACUGGUGAAUCUGGUGCAGAGGAGUGGUCCCAGUGGAGCUCAUGCUCAGUUUCAUGCGGCCAAGGGUCGCAGGUGCGAACAAGAACCUGUGGUUCACCAUACGGAACACACUGCAGCGGUCCUUUAAGAGAGUCAAGGGUUUGCAAUAACACUGUCCCCUGUCCAGUGCAUGGCGUCUGGGAGGAGUGGUCACCAUGGAGCCUGUGUUCGUUUACGUGUGGGCGUGGCCACCGCACUAGGAACAGGAUGUGUGCCCCGCCCCAACAUGGAGGGAGAGCCUGUGACGGGCCUGAGACCCAGAGCAAACUCUGCAACAUCGCCCUCUGUCCAGUGGACGGCCAGUGGCAGGAGUGGAGCCUGUGGAGUGACUGUUCAGUGACCUGUGCCAACGGGACCCAGCAGAGGACCAGACAAUGCUCAGCCGCCGCCCACGGUGGGUCGGAGUGUCGUGGCCACUGGGCAGAGAGCAGAGAGUGUUACAAUCCAGACUGCACAGCCAAUGGCCAGUGGAAUCCCUGGGGGCCUUGGAGUGGCUGCUCCAAAUCAUGUGACGGGGGUUGGCAGAGGCGGGCGCGGGUGUGCCAGGGGGCAGCGGUCACCGGGCAACAGUGCGAGGGCACAGGGGAUGAAGUCCGCAAGUGCAGUGACCAGCGUUGCCCAGCGCCCUAUGAGAUCUGUCUGGAGGACUACACUGUAUCCAUGGUGUGGAGAAGAACACCUUCAGGAGAACUGGCCUUCAACAGGUGUCCUCCCAAUGCCACGGGCACCACUAGUCGACGCUGCUCUCUGGAUCACCGGGGUGUGGCCUAUUGGGAACCACCCAGCUAUGCCCGCUGCAUAACCAAUGAAUAUAGAUACCUGCAGCAAUCAGUAGGUCUAUCUUCAAUCCAGGGCCAUCUAGCUAAGGGCCAGGGGAAGUUGGCAGGGGACGGGAUGUCUCAGGUGACCAAGACCCUGCUGGAUCUCACCCAGAGAAGGAACUUCUACGCUGGAGACCUGCUGUCCUCUGUGGAGAUACUCAGAAACGUGACUGAUACCUUCAAGAGGGCCAGUUACGAACCUAGCUCAGACGACGUGCAGAACUUCUUUCAGAUCAUCAGCAAUCUCCUAGAGGAGGACAACAGGGAAAAGUGGGAAGACGCACAACAGAUCUAUCCAGGUGCAGUGGAGCUGAUGCAGGUCAUCGAGGAAUUCAUCCACAUCGUUGGCCUGGGCAUGAAGGACUUCCACAACGCCUAUCUGAUGACUGGGAACUUGGUGGCCAGCAUCCAGAGGCUCCCGGCACUGUCUGUGAUGACUGACAUCAACUUCCCUAUGAAGGGCCGUAAAGGCAUGGUGGACUGGGCCAGGAACUCUGAGGACAAGGUGGUUAUCCCCAAGGGCAUCUUUCUACCACAGUCUGCAGACAUGGAUGGAUCACCUGUUUUCAUCCUGGGGACAGUCCUGUACAAGACUCUGGGACUGAUGCUGCCUUCACCAAGGAACCACACGGCAGUGAGCUCCAAAGUCAUUGCUGUCACAGUGAGACCAGAGCCCAGGAUAACAGAGUCACACCUGGAGAUCGAGCUGGCUCACCUGGCCAACGGAACCCUGAGUCCUUACUGUGCACUGUGGGAUAACAGCGUCAUGAACGAUUCUUGGGGAACCUGGUCGACUAAAGGAUGUAAAACCGUACUAACCGAUGCAUCCCAUACAAAAUGCUUAUGUGAUCGUGUAUCUACCUUCGCCAUUUUGGCACAGCAACCAAGAGAAAUAACCAUGGAGUACUCAGCGGUCCCCUCUGUGACUUUGAUCAUUGGUUGUGGUCUGUCCUGUCUCGCCUUGAUCCUGUUGCUAGUGGUCUAUGCUAUUCUAUGGAGUACUUCCCGUUAUUCCAGAUAUAUCCGGUCUGAGCGGUCCAUCAUCCUAAUCAACUUCUGUCUGUCAAUCAUCUCCUCCAACCUCCUCAUCCUGGUUGGACAGACACAGACACACAAUGCGGGUGUCUGUACCAUGACAACAGCCUUCCUUCACUUCUUCUUCCUGGCGUCGUUCUGCUGGGUCCUGACGGAGGCUUGGCAGUCCUACAUGGCCGUCACUGGGAAGGUCCGCACCAGGCUCAUCAGGAAGAGGUUCCUCUGUCUGGGAUGGGGAUUACCUGCCUUGGUGGUUGCCGUCUCAAUGGGAUUCACCAAAGCAAAAGGCUAUGGGACACCCCAGUAUUGCUGGCUAUCUCUAGAAGGUGGUCUCCUAUAUGCCUUUGUUGGACCGGCAGCAGCAGUGGUUCUGGUCAACAUGGUGAUUGGUAUCCUGGUGUUCAACAAGCUGGUCUCCAGAGACGGGAUUCUGGAGAAGAAGCCGAAGCAUCGAGCUGGACCGAUGAACGAGCCCCAUACAGGGUUAACUCUGAAAUGUGCCAAAUGUGGUGUGGUGUCCACCACUGCUCUCUCUGCAACUACAGCCAGUAAUGCCAUGGCCUCUCUGUGGAGUUCCUGUGUGGUUCUGCCUCUGCUGGCUCUGACCUGGAUGUCUGCGGUGCUGGCCAUGACAGACAAGCGCUCCAUCCUAUUUCAGAUCCUCUUCUCUGUCUUCGACUCGUUGCAGGGCUUUGUCAUCGUCAUGGUGCACUGUAUCCUGAGGAAAGAGGUCCAAGAUGCUUUCAGAUGUCGUCUCAGAAACUGUCAGGACCCCAGAAACUGUCAGGACCCCCUCAACGCUGACAACACUGGAACUUUCCCCAAUGGUCAUGCUCAGAUUAUGUAUGUUUCCAGCAACUGUGGUGGAUGCCUAACCAGGCCAGGGCAGUACGGCUCGGCAGGGAUCGCCUUGGCUCAGCUCAGUGUGAAAAGGACGGACUUUGAGAAAGACGUUGACAUCGCCUGUCGAUCAGCUCUCCACAAAGACAUGGGCUCUUGCCGCGCGGCGACCAUCACCGGCACCCUAUCCCGUAUCUCUCUGAAUGACGAGGAGGAUGAGAAGGGUCCCGAGGGGCUCAACUACUCCACCUUACCCGGCAACAUCAUCUCCAAGGUGAUGAUCCAGCAGCCCGGCAUGCACAUGGGCCCCAUGGGGGACAUGGGUGAGGGCUGCCUGGGCGACAGCGUGUCUGACAUGCGCCGCACCGUCUACCUGUGCACCGAUGAUGCUCUCCGUCAGUCCGACCAGGAUAUGGGCGGGCACGGGCAUGGCGGGAUGGGCAGUGGCCACGACAUGGGCAACAUGGGCGGUAUGGGUGGUAUGAGCGGACAUUCACCCCAAGGCCAGAUGAUGGAGACAGACUACAUUGUGAUGCCACGAGCUUCGGCGGCGUCAGCAGGAUCUGGGAACUGUAACACACUUCCCACUCUCCUGAAGGAUGAUAGCUCCACCAAGAUGAACAUGGGCCUGGGCAUGGGAGAUACGCUGCCCCAUGAUAGGAUGAUGCAACACUACAAGAUGGCACCGGACUUCAGCAUGAGCCCGACGGGGAUGGGCGGGAUUGGGGUCAUGGAGCACAUGAACAUGGGGGUGAACAUGGAUCAGAACCUACAGCAGCAGUAUGGGUCAGGAGGAGGACAGGAACACAUGCAGCAGAACCUGCCCUUUGAACCCCGAACCGCUGUCAAGAACUUCCUGGCUGAGAUGGAAGAGACUGGAGGGCUGUCGAGGAGCGAGACGGGAUCCACCAUAUCCAUGAGCUCCUUAGAGAGAAGAAAAUCGCGCUACCAAGAUCUGGACUUUGAAAAAGUCAUGCACACCAGGAAAAGACACAUGGAGCUGUUCCAAGAACUGAAUCAGAAAUUUCAAACCCUGGAUCGAUUUCAAGACAUACCAAAUAUGGGCAGCAUGGACAAGGCCAUGGCCAACAAGAACCCCUGGGAGAGCUACAACCCAGCCUGUGAGUACCAGAACUACGCCAGUAUGAAUGUACUAGACCCUGACCCCAAGGACUCUCUGGAGAUGACCGCAGCAGAGUGGGAGAAGUGUGUCAAUCUCCCCUUAGACGUCCAGGAGGGAGACUUCCAGACAGAGGUCUGAUCUGAUCUGAUCUAAACAAACCAGGAAAUGAGUCCAAAAUGGCACCCUAUUCCCAAUGAAGUGCACUACUUAUGACCAGGUCCUAUAGGCCUCUUUUUCACCAGUACCCAAAGGGCUCUUUUGAACAGGACUCAUAGGGCUCUGGUCAAAGGUAGUGCACUAUAUAGGGAAUAGGGUGACAUUUUGGAUGCACUCCAGAAAGGAGACUUCCAGGAAGUUAAAAACCAGGAAGAGGAAAACCAGGAGAAAAAAUGAUAACCAGGACAUGGAGGAAAGGGGAAAGGAUGUAUUUUGCACUGAAAAAAAUGGACAGACUGUCCUAACAGCCUUGGCCUAGUACAUAUCUGGAUUCUAAAGGAGGGAUGACAAGGACAUGAUGUGCCAAUACCAUUUAAGAGGAAAACACAGAGGACAGGAGGAAGAAAUACAACAAAAAAUACAACAAAAAUCAUCAGUGUUACUUUUUGUAUUCUCACUAGUGUACUUAGUGCAGCGGGCCAGCCAGGUGGGUGUACAAUAUUUACCAUCAUGUGUUUCAGAGUACCCAUGGUAAAGAAGAAUUGGUUUCAAAAAGGUGAAAAUCUUUCUAGAUGAAUAAACCUCAAAAGCUAAAUGAAGACAUAAUACAAUGUCAAUCCCAGCUUCGUUGGAUCCAGUUUUAUAUUUCACAAAACUGGACCCUGGAAGCACAAUGUAUAUAUUUAUGCAGGUUUUUAAAAAGUUUAUAACAAGUCUGUUUGGCCAUUACUAUACUUUUUACUUUAUAAUAUAAAAUAUAUAUGAGCGGAGAGUGGCAGGCAAAGAGGAUUUUCUGUCAUAUAAAAAUGAAUGUUUGUCAAAGCUACAUUCUUCAUUGCUUUAAAUGCAAUAAAGGUAAGACUCACUUUUAUAUGAAUAAUAUAUUUCACAAACUUUAAUACUGCAGAAUCUUGCUUGAAGAAUCUCGGCUAAAACUCUCUCAUCUGCAGCCCUGUAUAAAAUAUUUAAAAAUGAAAAAUGUUGUAUGGUGUAAAUAAACUUUUGUCUACAUAUGUUUUACUUGUGCCAAUUUAUUUUAAUGAGGAAAAAAAAUGCCAACUUGAUCAAGCGUUAUAGCGUUAUAAAAUGUUAACAUUUGAACAAGGAAUAAAGGAGGAAAUAUGUUCGUACUG
Oncorhynchus mykiss (rainbow trout) is the source of this 6494-nucleotide messenger RNA. NCBI's taxonomy places the organism in Eukaryota, Metazoa, Chordata, Actinopteri, Salmoniformes, Salmonidae. The record is from RefSeq and is a predicted model, not a curated record.